Messenger RNA from Mauremys mutica (yellowpond turtle), 1241 nucleotides. RefSeq names its product crystallin beta A4 (gene CRYBA4). Gene Ontology annotation, molecular function: structural constituent of eye lens. The record is from RefSeq and is a predicted model, not a curated record. NCBI's taxonomy places the organism in Eukaryota, Metazoa, Chordata, Testudines, Geoemydidae. The coding region runs from base 93 to 683 and encodes 196 amino acids. Gene Ontology annotation, biological process: visual perception; lens development in camera-type eye. The transcript is spliced from 5 exons.
UCAGCCUGCAGUCAGUUGCCAACAACACAGAUUUGCAUGGAGCAGAUUCUAACGAUCUGGUCUUCUCGUUUCCUCCCCAGGACAGAGCCAUAAUGAGCCAACGCUGCACUAAGUUCUCUGGCCUCUGGAAGAUCGUGGUGUGGGAUGAGGAGUUCUUCCAGGGCCGGAGGCAGGAGUUCACCGCUGAGUGCUACGACGUGAGGGCGUGCGGCUUCCAGACGCUCCGCUCCUUCAAGAUUGAGAGUGGCGCGUGGGCAGGCUUUGAGCACGUGGGCUUCCAGGGGCAGCAGUUCGUUCUGGAGCAAGGCGAGUACCCUCGCUGGGAGGCCUGGAGUGGCAGCCACGCCUACCACGUGGAGAGGAUGAGCUCCUUCCGCCCCAUCGCCUGCGCUAAUCACCGGGACAGCAAGAUGACGAUCUUCGAGUGGGAGAACUUCCUGGGGCGGAAAGGGGAGCUGAGCGACGACUACCCUUCGCUGCCAGCCAUGGGCUGGGGGAGCAGCGCGGUGGGCUCCUUCCGUGCUCACUCUGGCGCCUGGGUCUGCUCCCAGUUCCCUGGGUACCGGGGCUUCCAGUACAUCCUGGAGUGCGACCAUCACGCGGGCGAAUACAAGCACUUCCGGGAGUGGGGCUCCCACGCGCAGACCUCCCAGGUUCAGUCCAUCCGGAGGAUCCAGCAGUGAGUGCUGCCAACCGCCAGGCCUCAGCCGCCCCCUUCUGCCCCUCAGCGUCUUACCCCUACCCGCCUCCCACUGGGGCCCCCGGCUCCGGGCCCACUCAGCUGUGCUCAAAGCCAAGCUCAAUAAAGGUGCACUUGUCUAACCAGCCAGGGCCGGUAAGUCCAGCUUAUUGCAGCCGGCUGCAGCCAGGGCAGGAGCCCAGGGAGACCCUCCCAGCGUCAGGUCAUGCAGUGGGGGCAGCCCGACUGGCUCUCUGUCCCUUGCUCCAGCUACUGGACAUGUCGGCCAGGGAGCAGCAUGUCUCCUGGGAGCUCGUUAACACAGGCAGCCCAGAGCUGCGGGCACACAGUCUGGAGGGCUGGCAGCUGGUGGGCAAGGAUGCAGCUAGUCACCACAGCCUAUUGUCCUGCCCCAAGGCGCCCCAAGGCAGAACACAGUCCCCUCGAGAGCAGGGGCAGGCCUAGCUCCAGGAUCUUCCCCAGUCCUAGGCAGCCCGCAGCACUGCCAGCUUACCGCUCAGCCUGCCCCUCUCUGGCCAUGGGGACUAAGGGAUAUUCCAGA